AUGUUGCACUCCUGGGUGCUGCCACUACCACAGAUGACCGUAGCUUUCAAGGGAAGAAACAUUAAUAUCAGUUUGGUUUUCGUUUCAGAAUGCCCAUUAGGAUGGCAUCAGUAUGAAAGCACCAGGUCGUGUUUUCAAGUCAAUAAGAAGACGCUAAGCUGGUCGGAAGCUGAACGUGAAUGUAACCAAGAAGGUGGACAUUUGGCAUCUAUUGUUGAUGAGUUUGAGAACGUCCAAGUUUUUGACAUAGUUAAACAAGCAAAUCUGAGUGUACUGACUGUUUGGCUUGGAAGACUGGUAAAACUUUCGGAAACUGGUGAAUAUGAAUGGAAUGAUGGUUCUGUAGGCCGGCACUCAGAGGGAUUUAAAGGUGGUGAGCCAUUAAGCGCCAAGUUUUAUUUUGAUUCACCUCCAAGCGGUACCAAUAAAUGUCUAACAAUGUGGUUGGAUUCUGGCAGAGCUGAAGGUUCCUGGUUAGAGUGGUCUUGUACAUAUCGCCCCGGAUAUGCAUCACUCUGUAAGAAACCGUAUAAGUCAGUUCCAUCAUCAGCUCCAAGUAUUCAUCAGAGCAGUCGAUGUUGCGUAACUGCACGUUGUACAACCAAAUGUCCACCACGACAACGUUGUAUUCCCGACGAUCUGAACUGCUGGACAAAGUAUUGCCCCGAUAAUGGUCCUGGAUGGUGUUUGCCAAACCCUUAA
This is a messenger RNA of Enterobius vermicularis (human pinworm), 702 nucleotides long. The record is from the annotation of a GenBank genome assembly. Lineage: Eukaryota; Metazoa; Nematoda; Chromadorea; Rhabditida; Oxyuridae.